Drosophila eugracilis is the source of this 969-nucleotide messenger RNA. Its product is annotated as ATP synthase mitochondrial F1 complex assembly factor 2. The transcript has 6 exons. NCBI's taxonomy places the organism in Eukaryota, Metazoa, Arthropoda, Insecta, Diptera, Drosophilidae. Gene Ontology annotation, cellular component: mitochondrion. Bases 28 to 939 code for a protein of 303 amino acids. The record is from RefSeq and is a predicted model, not a curated record. Gene Ontology annotation, biological process: mitochondrial proton-transporting ATP synthase complex assembly.
GUUCACUUACUGAUUUGCCCGGACGAAAUGCGAACAUGUGGCCUAGGCUCUAGGAACAGCCGCAAAUGUUCUCAUACAGGAAAGACAGAUUUUCGCCCGAUGAAUGGAAAACUGUUGCUGAAUGCCGUCCGAGUCCUUCGGAUGAGCAACUCUGCUUGGAGUCAAGCUUCCACUGCAAGAAUCCCAGUACGUUAUUACGCCAGUGCACCGAAACGGUUCUACAAGAAGACCUCCGUGCUGAGCGGCGACGGCGGUUACGAGGUGGUACUGGACCACCGGAAGCUGAAGACGCCUAAGGGCACUCCUUUUGUCGUGCGCAGCGAACCAUUGGCUAUUGCUGUCGCCACCGAGUUUGACGCUCAGAAGGAAAACAUCGAGCGCUCCCGUAUGCACAUAUCCGCCCUAUGCUUCACGGCCAUCGACAAUCCGAACAACCUCAGCAAGCUGGACAUGGUCAAUUACCUGCUCAACUUUAUAGGCACAGACACGGUGCUCUUCCAGUAUGACGACGAGAAGGACCUACAUGAUCUUCAGGUGAACGAGUGGGACCCAGUGAUUGCCUGGUUCAACCAGCGUUACGAGACAAACCUGCAAAAGACAAUGAACAUUACUCCGCCUCAGAUUAGCGAGCAGGAUAAAAUGAAGAUUGCGAAGCACUUCCAGUCCUACAGCCUCGAGACUUUGCAUGGAUUUAUCUUCGCCGUGGAUACCUUGAAGUCGAUUGUCCUGGCCUGUGCCGUUAUUGAGCAGAUGCUGACCGUGGAGAAGGCGGUGGCCCUGGCGCGUCUGGAGGAAGAGUACCAACUCAAGUUUUGGGGUCGUGUGGAGUGGGCACAUGAUCUCAGUCAACAGGAGCUUCAAGCACGUCUUGCGGCUGCCGUGCUCUUCGUACACCUCAACUGUUCGGAAAACUUCGUUAAGCAAAAGCUAAUUCUGUAAAUAAAAAUAAAAACUCCUCGUUGAAAUUAA